Molecule: messenger RNA, 8042 nt
Organism: Hipposideros armiger (great roundleaf bat)
Lineage: Eukaryota; Metazoa; Chordata; Mammalia; Chiroptera; Hipposideridae
Gene: CMTM4
Product: CKLF like MARVEL transmembrane domain containing 4
Exons: 4
Coding region: 99-725 (208 amino acids)
Cellular component (GO): membrane
Source: RefSeq, a predicted model, not a curated record
GUCAGGAGGCGGCAGCGGCGAUGCGGCGGCCCCGCUGAACCCGCCAGCUCUGGGCGCCGGGGGCCGGCCGCGCGAGGCGGCCCGGGCCGGGCGGCAACAUGCGGAGCGGCGAGGAGCUGGACGGCUUCGAGGGCGAGGCCUCGAGCACCUCCAUGAUCUCGGGCGCCAGCAGCCCGUACCAGCCCACCACCGAGCCGGUGAGCCAGCGCCGCGGGCUGGCGGGCCUGCGCUGCGACCCCGACUACCUGCGCGGUGCGCUCGGCUGCCUCAAGGUCGCCCAAGUGAUUUUGGCCCUGAUCGCAUUCAUCUGCAUAGAGACCAUCAUGGAGUGCUCCCCGUGUGAAGGCCUUUACUUUUUUGAGUUUGUGAGCUGUAGUGCAUUUGUGGUGACUGGAGUCUUGCUGAUUCUGUUCAGUCUCAACCUUCACACAAGGAUCCCGCAGAUCAACUGGAACCUGACAGAUUUGGUCAACACUGGACUCAGCACUUUCUUUUUCUUUAUUGCUUCAAUUGUCCUGGCUGCUUUAAACCACAAAACCGGAGCAGAAAUUGCUGCCGUGAUAUUUGGCUUCUUGGCAACUGCGGUGUAUGCGGUGAACACAUUCCUGGCAGUGCAGAAGUGGAGAGUCAGCAUGCCCCAGCAGAGUGCUAAUGACUACAUCCGAGCCCGCACGGAGUCCAGGGACAUGGACGGCCGCCCCGAGAUCCAGCGCCGGGACACAUGAGGACCUGCCAGAGUCCUCCUCCCUCUCGUCCUCAUGCCCAUCCUUUCAAUCAAGUUUUCUUUCCCGUGUCACGUCAGAUUUUCAUGUGAUUAAGUUGAAUUUUGUCCUCUUUGGUAAAAGUUCAUUUUGGGAAAGGGUUUUCAGAGUGGCCUUGUUGGCAGGUAUGUGAGGCUGGGAGCCCCCGUACCCAGCUGUCCAGACAGUGGUGGGUAGGAGUUGUCUCGCGAUUCUCCAGUGUUUGGUGGCCACGGGAGCAGCUGGCCUCUCUGGCUGCCGUGCCCACUUUAGUUCUGCACUGUCCCCGAACACAGGCUGCCCAUCUGACUCCGAGCCACCGUGUCAUAUGUAUUUGUGACAAGUCAAGACUUUGGAUUAAAUGGGGCUGCUAGAAGGGAGGGAAAAAUCAAGAAAUGAAGGUCAGGGUGGGAACAGUCAGUCAGCAGUGGUUCCCUGACAGCGCCCACUGUGUGCUCCAAGUCAGCAUUUAGUCUCGCUGCUGGCAUCCUCUCCUCCUGCUCACCUUCCUUGCCCGGGGCAUCCAGGCAGCCCGCCCAGGCCCAGAAAGCCAUGUGUGGCACUGAGGGUCUCGGCGAUGGGUGUGCUGGUUGAGCUCUUUGCUGGGGAUGGAAGAAGCUGGUGUUCUCCCGGGACAGCUGCACAGGAACGCUGACGUGUGGGAGGGUCACCUUUCAUUUUCCACCCUGCUGAGAAAUCACAUGAUUCUUCCUCAAAUGAAUCACCUCCCUGAAUCCCAGGUUCUCCUCCAGGAAUAUGGGGACCAUCUUAUUUUCCACUUUCCUUCCUACCCUUAAUACGCUGAGGCUGAAUUGCCGAUUUUCUGUAAUUUUACCUUCUCAGGUAAAAGCCAGGAAAGAAAUACGAUCCAUUCCACCAGCCAGAACACUUGCCCAUUUGCUGUCGUGUGGACCACAGGUGGGGACACUCCUCUGUUUUAGAGAUGUGUGCUAAUUUUCAAAUACCUGAGAAGAGUUCUAAAGUGAUUCUGAGUAGACUUGUCUAGGGUUUGAAAAUACUUGAAUUUGCACCACGACACUGAUAUUUCAGAAGGCACGAAUUGUAGCUUUUUGUGCCUCAGGGUCAAAACUAUGAACAUCAAUCUUGGAAGUUGUUGGGAAAAAUUCUAAUUAUGUCAGGUUUUGAAUUGAUUCUUGCUAAAGUGAAGAUUAUUGUGGUGAAUGAGUUAAACGAGCCCCUAAGAAGCUGUAAUUUUUUUUUGUUUGUUUUAUUCCUGUUGGAGACUAAUUGUAUCUUUUAUGGAGAAAUUGUUUUAACUGGUCAGGUUUUCACUCUUUGAACUGUUUUUAAUGUUUACAAACCUCACUCUAGCUGUAAUAUUUUGUGAUUAGACCUCACCAAGGAAAAAACACUUACUGAUGGUGAGCAGGUGGGAAGAUUUUGCAGUAAUGUGGAAAAUCCCCAGGAUCUGGUACUAGUGUGUGAUCACAGCUUUAGCAGUGUACUGUGUGAUAAGAGAGAGAGAAUAUGAAUAUGAAUAUGUCUUUGGGGGUGGUGGGGGGACAGCGUGUUUGAGAAAGUGUCCAUCUGUGCAUGUGUGGCAUUGCAUUCUUCAUAAAAGAACAGCGUUGGGGGAUUGAUCAGGUAACACUGCUAGGCUAGGGCCUGGAUAGGAAGUGGUACUGUGCCGUCUCUGAAGGGUUGCGGAUAGGGAUUAGCACCCUGAACUGAACAUCCUGAGCUCUGUUGCAGUUCCUUUCUGGAGCAGUUGCCCAGGUCACAUGCCUAAGCCCCUUGUCUACUUCAGGGGCCAUGGCUGCUGGUGCAGACCCAGCUGGUCUGGUGGUAACUCACCUCCCUCUCUGCCCCCCAAGAGGGCAGCCAGGUCUGGUCACAGCUGGGCGUGCUGCCCAGCGGGUCUGAUCGAGCCUUUUUUCCAGGUCUGUCAUGAGGCAGUACAAAUCGUGCUUCACCAACUUUGAAUCUAUUAUAUGUAGUGAUUUUUGAGGAGAUUCUGACAUCUGGAUUUUAUCUGUUCAUUUCAUAUAUUUAUUUUGCAUUAGUUUGCAUUAGCUGAGUGUAGAUGCAUAGUCAGAAUUGGACUUAUCUCCCUCUGCGAGUUCCAUUUAAAAACAGGGUCACAAAGACUCAGCCUUGCAUCAAAUGGGGCCCACUUGGAAGGACCACCCUGAACUUUAUCAGAAAUCUCCUGCUGGGAAUCGUGUUACUUGGCCUCAAUAAAAAGCUGCCUUUGAAGUGAGACUGAAGAAAAGGAUACCAUUCAGGCAGGAUUUCUGCCCAAGUUUUCCCAAGUCACUUCAAUAAAACCAGUUUAUCAUCUGGUGAAAAGGAGCCUAUUGGCCUCCUGAGAACGUGUAGUCAGCGGCAAGAAAGCAUUCUGAAGCCCAUCGAAACUAUAAAUGCUGAUAUAUGAUAAAGAGUAAUGCCACCUUGUGCCACGGAGCAACUUAGGAGUCCAUGUGCAUCUUAGUGUUAGAAUCUGGAGUUAUUUAUGUCCCUGUAACUAUUUAAUAUCCUCUAUGCCAUGAGACUGUCCCAUGGGUUUUGUAAAUAUGUUUCUUUCUAUUUAAUUAGCUCCCACCACAACUGGAAGUGGUCAGGUAGGCUCUCUAAGUGGUGUGAUGCACAGUCCUAUGUCUCGGCACCGACGGCAGCUUGGUGGUGAGGAGUUAUGAAGGGAAUAUGGGUGUUUAGGUGGAUAUAAAGACACCCGCCUUUUUUGUAUGUUGCCUCUGUGUAUAAACAAGACAAUCUAGAUUUGGGGGCUUUCAAAGGACUAUUUUUGCAAAUUGAAGGAAGCAUAUUUUUGCAUUUAAUAGUUCUAGUAUGGACCAAUGUCAGUUUGGUUUGGGGCAUUUUCAGGCUGAGGCAAUCUUAGCGUUUCUCAGUUUUCUGGUGGGAUGAUAAUGGCUUUCAUCAUUUGUGCCAAACUCGAAGAGAACUACAGUUGCUGUGUGCGCUUGAAUUUGUUCCUGGAGACUGUAUGGGCUGAAACCCUCAAGCAUUUGGUGGUUUUAGAUGGAUGCAAACACUGACGUCUUCAAAGAAAGUUUAUCUUGGCACUGAUUUGGUCAACGUGGUAUAUUUUUUCUGAUUCUCCUUUAUCCUCCCUUCACACUGCUUGAAGGCGUGAGGGGAAGUACCUUCUCCCUUUCAUACAGAGAGAUCACAAUCAUGAAAGCCUAAAGGCACUUGUUGGCCCCAUAUAAAGCUGGGGAAGGACUGAGGCACUUACAGAUUAAAAUCUCAUAAGAGAAGUUUGAUUUAAAGUAAAGUAUUUUAUUGUAGAUUUUUACUCUGUGCAGCUAUACUCAUCCAAGAGAGAUUGCCUACAAAAUGGAGAGAAGGCAGUAGCCGGCCCAGUCCCAGGGCCCAUGUCUUCCUUGGCAACUUGUUGAAGGGCCAGUAGAAGCAGAGCCCAGCCUGGCCACAGGGAAGCCAGCGAGGACCUGGCCUGGCUCUGAGGGCUUGGCUCUGGGAGGUGGACGACACCUCCAGCCCCUUGGGCACCCCUGGCAGGAUGGCUCGUGCCCACAGGUAGGCAUGAAGUGUAUCUGACCUCCACCCUGUAUUGGAUGCUUCUGGCGAGAGCUUUGUGGCUCAGUUGAAAACAUUCCUAUUCCUAAAGUUUGCAGUUUCAUCUACCUUUCUUUGAAGCUUUCACAUGAUUCAUUCAGACUUGGGUUAAGCCAUAGGUGGUCUCUGAGGAGAUGAAGCACUUACUCUUCGUCUGCACAUGUAUGUGAAUUCUUACUUGCGAGGAAUGAGCCUUGUAUGGUCCCCCUGUGUGUCAUGUCCUGUGUGUGGCCCAACCUCACCUUUCCUUGUAGACACUCAUGUGCUAUUUGGAAAGAAACCCUCACCUCUCGGUGUGUUUGAGAAGUGGACCAAGUUCUAAUUUCUGGCUGUGCAAGAUUUUCUGUGGGUUGUUCUUAGAGCCUGUCCUAACAGAUGAGUAGAAUAUGGAGACAACGUGUGGCCCAUUUAGUGAUUCUGGAAGGUAGUGAUGAUUUAAGUGGUUCCCACUGUGCCAUCCCAUCCAAAACAAAGCAACCAUGAAGUCAUUGUGCCACUGCCUGGUUGCCAUUGUUUCCAUAUCUUGUAUACUGGAAAAUAAUGACAUUAAACAGGUAGCAAAAGGCGAAAACACUUUCUAGGGUGAGGGAUUUUGUUGGUUUAGUCUCUUGAGCGAAAUAAAAAGUUGCUUCCCGCUCCAGGAACUGCCAUUAGCUGUGAGGUUUCCAGGCACUUGUUUAGCUCCUAGUGAAGUUUGCAGAACCCGGGGGUUCUCUCUUCCCUGGGUCUUACCUAUUUAUCAGCACCCACUUUUAGGGCCAGUGAGGCGACAGGCUGGUAAGGUGGGAGGUGAAAGGCGGAGACCCUGCAUCCCAGACUCUGUCUGCUCUGGGACUGUUGAUAACACUAGACGGGUCAGUGACUCGGGCAGUCUUGAAAACAUGUACUUGGUUAGCUUCCUUGCUAUUCUCGUCUUGGAAAAGUGAGGUCUUGUGUUCUGGAAUUGGCUUGAGAACAAGAGCUGAAUGUUGGGACCAGUGUGCCUUGGUGCUGGAGGCAUGGGUAGCGAGGGCUCUUGGUGUUGAUUUUGGGAACUCAUGAGUCUGGACAAGUGACAGAGAUUCUGGUUUGGGUGCCACCUUAGAGAGGAUGCAGACCUAACACCGCCUGCUUUCAGCUUUGUAAACUUCCCUGCUCUUUACAAAAGCAUAUGUUUCUUCUCUUCUCAGCAGGUAUCGUUGAAAUCAUCAGAACCCCCUGAUUGAGAAGGCAAUUUGAAAUAUUUGACACUUUACAUUUCUUUUAUUUCGAAACUGUUUCUGAAAUAAAAUACCUUCAAUAUCUGUUAGAUCUAGAAGAAUUGCCUAGAAUAAAGUUUAGAUUAUGGGUCCUUCAUUAAUAUAUCUUUUUCUUAGGGUUAGUUUGUUGUCUACAUUUUUAAUGCCAAGACUUUAAAUUCAGGUGACUUGCUAUCUAGACUCCCUGGUGUGGUUGGGGAUGCAUUAUACACAAAGGUGGAGAGCCUUCAUUAAGGGGUUAAUAGCCUGGACUCUAAUGAGCUAUCACAACUUCUAUGGUUCUCAUUGAGAGGAGGAACUUGUCUCAAAUGACCUUAAUCAGCUUUGUUGAUGGGAUAAGGGCGAGGCCCAGAGUUUCUUUUCAUAAUUGUGCUGCAGAGGAGAGAUGGUGUGACACAAUUGAUUCUGAUAAUGGUUUGUAUGGGAUUCAGUAAUAAUCUGAAACUAUCAAAUCUGAGUCUCCUUUUAUCAGGCAAGCUGCCUGAAGGGACCGUCAGGAAAUGAGGACGGUGGGGAGAGCUGGUGCCCAUGCCAGGCAGGGCCAGGUGUGACUGAUGGCUGCUUCCCUCCGUGGGUCAUUUUGCUUUCCUGCCUUUUCCAGAAUCGACAGCUUUCAAGACUCUGUCCCCCUCUCUGCAGUCGUGAGGAAGGCAAACAUUUGGGGCUUGAAGAGAGAGCUGGCUGGUCCAAGGGCUGAGGGAAGGUGAGGGCAGGAUGCCUGGACAGCCGCCCCAAGCUGGCCCAGGCCCGCAGAGGGGCCACCGGCUUCCAACGCUUUCAUUCUGUAACACAUUUAAAAAUGAGUUUUCAAAUCCUGCCUCAUGGUGAAAUGAUAUAUAUAGAUAAAGCCAGUGCUUUAACUUGAUUUUGAGGUGGUUCCCUCUAAGAGAAUGCUGGAGAUUGAAACUAUUUGUAUAUGUUGAAAUUUGUAGGGGUUCAGGAACCCAUGGCAAGAACACUAAACUAUUUAUUACACGUAUGACUAUUUUUCCCCAAAAGUAGGUAUUUCUGUCUUUGUAUAUUUUAAGACAAAUAAUAAUCACUUCACCUUUGGUGCCUUCUGUGUGUCAGUCACAUAAACACUCUUGUCAAUCAUGGAAUUGAAAAAAAGAUGUACAUUUAGUUAAACCAGAUAACACUAUUUUUGUAGCAUGAUUUUAGAUUGUGUCCUUUUAAUAUUGCUUUUAGCAAUGCUGGUUUUGAGGUUGUUCAUUUUCCCUUUAAGCUUCAUAUGUAUUUUAAAAAACAGAAACCACCCCUGGUUAUUCCUGUCUCCUUUCUGCUGCUUUCUCCCUCCACAUCUUGUUUCUGCUUAUUUAAACAGUCUGAGAGGAAGAGUAUAUUUCUGUGAAAUAAUUAUUAAUCAGUAUAACUGCAUUUGGCAUUUUUAAACCACUUGUUCAGCUUGGAGAGCCACUGCUCACUUUAGACAGUAAGCGGAAAGUGGUUCCAUUAAAAAAGAACAACAACAACAAAAAGAACAGAACAUCCUUGGUGCUCUGACUUCCCUUCUCUGGGUCUAAAACAGUGAAAAGGGCAUUGAGGGUGUUCCCUGGUCUGCUGUCUUCCAGGAUACGCUCAGGCCACCCCUCCAGCUCUGCUGCCUGGGUCCGGGGGUUGCGGGUGUUCCACUGGUCUGGGCUCACCUUCCACUUGCUCUCCAGUUCCACUCGGAUCGCACAUUGACUUGUGGAUGCCCUGGGUAGGCCCGGUGGCCUUUUCUGGUUUUCAGCCUGAACGAAACAGACCCCCUGCUAUGAGGAGCUUGCCGAAAUCAAGACAGAGAACACUCUCGCUGCUCCUUUUGCUCUCCUGCCCCUGCAGGCCAUGAGUUCUGUCUGGUCAAGAAAAAUCUUGAGGAAACUAGCUGCGCCAUUGCAAAAUGAAGGAAUGGAUUUAUUAAAACAUGAAAUUGUAGCUUUUUUGUCCUUUUUGAAGGGUCAGAAUAUGUAAUUAUUUUCUAACAAAAGAAGUCAAGUCAGGUGGCUAAUAACUCUAAUGAUUACUGAUCGGUACUUGGUCCGGUGGUACUUUUAAGGAUAAUGUUAAUUUAAAUAACGAUUACACUUUGCUUCGUAAAAGUCUGUUUCCUUUAACAGUUUAGAUACAGCUGAGGGGAUGCCCAUUGGGAAAGCUUUGGUUUAUGCUGUUGGCUGGUCAGAGCCCCCACCAUGGCUUCUCACACCGACAUGGGUGCCCCGGGGUGGGCAUUCCGGGCUCUGCCGGCUCUCAGGCUUGACUGGCCAUUGGGAGUGAUUUUGGGGCCCCAAAGCCUUUGCUUUUGUUGAUUUGUCCCUGACAGCAAAGCCUCACAUUGCCCUCAGUUUCCCCCCUUUAUUUCUUUUAAAGGACCAAUUUUUCAUGGUACUUGUCCUGAUCGUUUUCAUAGUGUUCAAAUCUGUAUUUUUGUAUGUAGAGGGAAAUGAUUUUCUCAACACUAAUCGCUACUAUUGUAUUAAAUUGUCAUGAAGGAGUUCUUGUUUAAUAAAUGGACAUGUAAAAAUGG